UUACUCUCUCAGCUGAAUGUGAAUGACAUUAGAUAAAGAUGAUUGACAAUGAUAUUUAUUCUGUACGGCAGUGGUCUACUGAACCCCAAGCCCAGAAUGACUACAGACCACAGCCAAAAGUUUCUUCUGGCAGGUCCCCUCUCUCACGCCGUGUGGCAAUAGCUUUGGGAUUUCUGAGCACUAUUCUUGUGUGUUUCCUGCUUGUUCAGUGGAUUCUCUGUCAGGGUUCCAAGUGCAACACGUGUGCCAAUUGUUAUAGUUGCCCUGACCUCUGGAUGAGGUAUGGUAACCAUUGUUAUUACUUCUCAGUGGAGAAAAAAGACUGGAAUUCUAGUCUGGAAUUCUGCUUAGCUGAAGACUCACAUCUCCUUAUGUUCACAGACAACCAAGAAAUGAGCCUGCUUAAAAAUUUCCUCAGAAAGGACUUCUACUGGAUUGGUCUCAGGAACAGUUCUGGUUGGAGGUGGGAAGAUGGAUCAGCCUUAAACCACUCAAGUAUUCUCUCAAACAGCUUGAUACAGAAGUGUGGUACCUUCAGCGAAGCUGGUCUCCGAGCCUCUAGCUGUGAAGUUCUUUUGCCGUGGGUCUGCAAGAGGGUCAGACGUUGAUGGGUUGGAUCUGUCACAAGGCUCCCUAGAAAGAGGCCUCUGAGUGAUGGCAGAGCCAUGAGUGUGUAUUUUGUGAAUGCUGAACCUUCUAGGACAUGGCAUUUGAUGUAAGAUUAGCGCAAUGUCCCUGGGAUUGAUGGUGUAUUGCUGGACUCCCUUUGAGUGUUUGGAUAUUAUGUUAACAGUUUAAAGAUCAGAUCUAGGGACAUUUGUGAAAUAAAUUUUUUUUUUUAGUAUUUUUCACUAUAGUGACUGAUGCUGCCUCCUUCCCCCCAUUCCCACCAUCUCUGUCAAAAAUGUACCUUUCCUCUAUGUUAUGAUCUGAUCUGAUAUAAUCCAUGCAGAUAUAUACUAUUGCUAAUGUGUUACAGGGCUUUGAUGUGUGCUAGUGGGUUUGCAUGUUACUUAUUCUUGAUAAUAUAUUUUUAUCCUAAUGGCGGCACUUCACAGAUAAAGCUGUAUCCUGAAGGAUAAUGCUGAUUGUGAGAAUAGAAGUUGUAGAAGGUGGAUGAGAACAGGGUGGUGCUUUCUGCUUCUUAACCCUUCACCACCUAAAGAUCUGGCCUUGGCUGAAUUUAAUUUUUCUGGGUGUGCAUAGACAUGAUGGAAUAAAUUCAUAUAUGACCAUAUCGUUUCUAUGUUGUGAACGUGUGAUUUGCUUGUUAAUUUCACA
Molecule: messenger RNA, 1281 nt
Organism: Nyctereutes procyonoides (raccoon dog)
Lineage: Eukaryota; Metazoa; Chordata; Mammalia; Carnivora; Canidae
Gene: KLRG1
Product: killer cell lectin like receptor G1
Exons: 5
Coding region: 39-608 (189 amino acids)
Source: RefSeq, a predicted model, not a curated record